AUGGAAGAUGGUGAAUUAGAUUUAAAUCCUGUACAGAAAAGGGAUAGAGAUAGAUAUUUGGCUUUCGAAAGAGAAAGAGAGAGAGAACGUGAAAGAGAAAGAGAGAGAGACAGAAGAACUAAUGGCAGUCAUCUUGAUAAUAGAAGGUUUUCAAAAGAGAUAAGAAGUAGAUCAAGGUCUAGAUCACCUCCACCAGCAACUCCACCAACAGCAACAACGACAACGACACCAAGUCUAAAACCAACAGCAGUACCACCAAUAGCCCCGACAACACCUACAACACCAACACAUCCACCUAAACAAGUAGUUGCACAGCCAUUACUAAACAAUAAAAGAUUGUCAUCACCACCAAGAUCAGCUAUUGUAACACCUACACCAACAACAUCAUCUUCAUCUUUGCCUACAACAACAACAACACCAACACCAACUAAAAGAAAUACUAAUAAUACAAAUACAACAACAACUACGAAAUCAUCGAGAUCAAGAUCACCUUCACCUUCACCUUUAUCUUCUUCUUCUUCUUCUUCUAAUACUUCAAAUUUCAGGAAAUCACCACCUCCACAACAAACACAAAGAAGAACUUCAAUACCAUCAACUACAAAUACAUCAUCAUUAUCAUCAUCAAGAAAUAAUAGUAAUAGUAAUAAUAAUAAUAAUAAUAAUAAUAGUAGUCCAAUUAAUAAUGAAUCGGAAUCAAUAACAACAACAACAACAGUACCAAAAACAUUACCAAAAUCUAUAGUAAUUUCAGGUGAAGAACAAAAGGAAAAGUUGAUAAAGCAAUCACUGAAACCAAAGUUUGAAUAUGAACCAAACUUACCACCAUUUCCUAUUAGAUCGCGUGCAGCUUGCGAUUGGAUUGUUCUGGGUGAGGGUGCUCUCGGGAGUGGCGAACGUCAAUACCGUGUCAAUGGUUAUGUCACUGAGAGUGACGCAGUCGACAACAUCUACUCAGAGUUUAUCGAUCCGAGAGAGUAUCAUCCGUACAGUCUAUUCAACACACCACCCAACACUCUCACAUCAUCAUCAUCAUCAUCAUCGCUGAUAACACCACUAACACUACCAUCGAUUCCAUCGGCACCACUCUCAACAGUGGAUCUACCGAUUCCCAUAUUCAUCAGUGACAAGAAUACACAGGUCAUUCAAAUACCGAGAACCAUACAUCUCUCAGGACUGCCGGCUACCGUCGACGAGAAGGUGAUUCGCGACAACUUCCAACGCUAUGGAACCAUCGACAGGAUAAAGAUAUACUACCUGCAGGUCAAUAACAACAGCAGCAGCAAAGUUAGCUCUGGUAUUGCCAGUGUUAGCUUCAACGAGAUGUCGAGUGCACUCAAUUCUAUAAAGCAAUUCAGUGAGAAUCCAGUGAUACACGGCAGUCGCAUAAGAAUCAAUCUCGAUCCACUCGGACACCUCUCUCAAUCACUGUUUGACUCGAUGUUGUCCAAGAAACCGGCAACCACAUCUCGACAACUCAUCAAAGAUCUUGGUAUCUCUGAAUACGGAUCGGUUGCAAUCAACCUGAACAACUCCUAUUCCAACGCACCGGUUGGUGAGUGGAUGACUCAGUUUGGACUGUCGCGAAUUCAAGCAUUGAAACAAAGUGUAUCAAACAGUAGCAGCAGUAACAGCAAUAUUAAUUUAUCAAAUAGCUCAACAACAACAUCACCAACUUCAUCGACAACAACAACUCCAACUUCUUCUUCUUCUUCAUCAACAUCGACAUUGUCACAAUUAUCAACAACAGCACCAACAUCAGCAACAGCAGUAUCUACACCAAACAUUUCUUCAGAGAAAGAAAUACCACCAACCUCAGCAGGAUCAACAGGUCAAGAUUAUUAUCAAAUGGAUUACUUUGACAAUCAUUAUGACUCUAAACAACAGCUACAACAACCUCCUCAUCUACCAACAACUUCACAUCCACAUUCAAUCCCACCUCAUCAUCAUAUGGGAUUGGUAUCUCCACCACUUGUACCGAAAACACCUUUGAUUCCACUACCAACCAAUCCAGCGCUGCUCACCAAGAGUCAACAGUUUCACCUGCACCAAAUGCAUCAACAUCACUAUCACAAUCAUCAACAUCAUCUUCACCAUCUACACAUGGAGCAGCCAUACGACCCAUUGCAUCCAACAGAUUCAUCGAGAUCACCAAUUCCCGAAGACUAUCCAGAGUAUUUCCCACCACCUCUUAGUUUACGAGCGGGAGCAGCACCACCACCACAUCUAUUACAACAACCACCACUUCCAAUGUUCAAACCGAAACCAAGAUUCGGUCGACAAACACCAUUCUCUGUACAGAUACCAUUCAGUCCAGCACUGCCUCGAGACAAACGACAACGUGACAAACUCUAUAAACUUUUCAGGCCAUUCGAUCCUUUCAAUGUUUACUACGACGAUGUCUAUUGGUAUGUCGAUUUUCGUAACAAAGAACUUAGAGAUGGUGCAAUCGCUAAAAAUAAUGGAACUUUUUAUGAAAUAAGACCACUUGAUAGUGAAAAUAUAGAAUUUGAUCAAAUGCCACAACAACCACCUAUUGUACCACCACAACAACCACAUCCAUCACCAUCUUUACAACCAAAACAACAACAACAACAACAACAACAACCAUCUGUACAACCACAACAACCAAAGAUUGAUAAUAUUAUUGUUAAAGAUGAAAAGAAAGAAAAAAUUGUUGAUAAAGUUAUGGAUGAUAUAUCGAAUGAUAGCAGUAAGCAACUAAAGAUAUCAUCAACUUCACCUGUACAACAGCAGCAACAGCAACAACAACAACAACAACAACAACCAAUUGUAGAUAGAAAGAAAUUAUUAUUGGAGAACUCAGAGUUCCUAAGGGAUCUUUGUCAGAAGUUAGUGUGUGACGAGUUGAUUUCGAUUGCUGCUGUCGAUGCUCAGAAAGUGAUUGUGGAGGCAGAGAUUGCCGCUGCCAUCAAAGCAAUAGAGAUACAGCAACAGAGCAGAGAAAAGAUUGACAUUCUUGGUGAAAACGAUGAGCUGACCGAACAGCAGCUACAACAACAACAGCUGCUAUCAUCAUCGGGUGCAUCGAUUUCACGUGACUUUGCCAACUCGUCAGACAACACACUGUUCUCAUCGAUGUCUGCGGAAACGAGCGGAGUUAAAAAGUCGAUUGACUUUGGAUCUUUGCCAUCGUUCAAGAAACAUUCAAAUAAGUACGAUAAGCAUGAAGAGGAGGAAGGACAAUUUAUAGAUCAUGGUGAUAGUGAUAGCGACCAAGAGAUAUCAUCUUCGAGAUCAAGAAGAAAUCGUGAUAGACGUAGUAGUGGACAUAAAUCCAAACAACAACAACAACAACAAUCCACAGCCGUUAAGAAAGAAAAGUCAUCAAGUAGCAGAUCAAGAAGAAAUAGACAAUCAUCAACAGAUCAAUUGGAACUAUCUUCACCUGUACAUGCCAAUGAUGAUUCCGAGGAAUCAAUGUCCGAGUCGGAUUUGUAUGGAUUGGAGGUGGUGGAAGAACGAAAGAAACGUCAACAACAAGAGUUGAAAAAGAAGAAAAAGAUAUCUACCUCUAGAGCUGAACGUGAGAGUAAGAACAAAUCGUCAAGGUCAACAAAGAAACAACAACAACAGCAACAACAACAACAACUUCAAGACGAUGCAAUUAUGGCACAACUCGCUCCCGAUGAAGAAGAUGCAUACUUUAUGGAUUAUGUUAUCAACCAGGCUGGAGGAGAAGACGAAUUGACACCGGAGCAAGCACAACAACAAGCAGAGGAGGAAGAAGAUGAACUAUUAAGUCAACUGCCUGUCAAUCCAUCUGGUUCCGCAAGAACAGAACCAUACUCAAAGUAUAGCGAGAAAAAGAAAAAGCUGCAAUCGACUACCGUACGAAGAACUACUGCCGGCAUCGAUCUGGAUCUGUCGAGAUCGGCCAGAAGCAGUCGUUACGAGAGCAGAAUGGGUGGCGACAUCGUACUGACCUCGAGAAAGAAGAAGAUCAAAUUCUCAAGAUCUGCCAUUCACGACUGGGGUUUGUUUGCAUUGGAACCGAUCACCGCAAAAGAUAUGGUUAUCGAAUAUAUCGGUGAAGUCAUCCGUCAAAAGGUUGCAGACGAGCGUGAGAAACGUUACACCAAGAAAGGUAUCGGUAGCAGCUACCUCUUUAGAAUCGACGACGACACCAUUAUCGAUGCUACAUUCAAAGGAAAUCUUGCAAGAUUCAUCAAUCACUGUUGUGAUCCAAAUUGUAUUGCAAAAAUCAUUCAAACUGGAAAUCAGAAAAAGAUUGUAAUCUAUGCAAAGAGAGAUAUCAUGAUCGGUGAGGAAAUAACAUAUGACUAUAAGUUCCCUAUUGAAGAUGUUAAGAUUCCAUGUCUCUGUAAAUCAGCUAAAUGUAGAGGUACAUUGAACUAA
Molecule: messenger RNA, 4377 nt
Organism: Heterostelium album PN500
Lineage: Eukaryota; Evosea; Eumycetozoa; Acytosteliales; Acytosteliaceae
Gene: set1
Product: SET domain-containing protein
Exons: 3
Coding region: 1-4377 (1458 amino acids)
Cellular component (GO): Set1C/COMPASS complex
Molecular function (GO): histone H3K4 methyltransferase activity; RNA binding; protein binding
Source: RefSeq, a predicted model, not a curated record